AUGGACAAAGGUGGUGGUGGCAGCUCACUGGCGGCUUUGAUGGCAGCGCGAAAAGGGAAAGAGGCGGAUGCUGCAUCGUCAGCGACAUCAUCGCAGGCUGGUGCGGGCUCGCUAGCAGCGCUGCUGGCAAAUCGCAACUCGGCCUCGGCUGCCAAGCCCACCCCGGCACAAUCUGCUCCCCAGGGCUCGCUGGCGGGUCUGCUGGCGAAUCGCAACUCGGCCUCGGCUGCCACGCCCGCACCUCAAAGUUCGCUGACGAGUCUGCUGGCUCAGAGACAGGCCACAUCUGCGGCAGCACCUGCAUCGACAGGAGCAUCGACGCAAGGCUCCUUGGCAAGCCUUUUAACCGCGCGAUCAGAGGCGGCCACCCCGCCAACAACUACCACCAACACCGACCCGACGCCAGCCCCAGUCUCUCUGACCAGCUUCUCAUGGACACCAACUACCCAGCCCAAGACCAGUGCGGCAAUGGUGCCAGACCCUACCUCGGUGUCCACGCCAUCCGAACCAACGCAGGACAAGCCCGAUCUGGUCACGCCUCUGCCGCCCCUCACUAUCGACGCCCCCAAAACGGUCCCCGUACCUGAUCCCCUCUCCCUCUGCGGACCUUUGGCGGCUGGCAACCCUGGCCAAGGGCACAGUCCUCCGAGCUACAGCUUCACCGAGGUUGGUGGACAGGAUACUAAAAAGAAUUGGCCGCGCACCCACGAGGCCGCUGCCAGCAGCUUGCCAUCAUCCCGGAAUCUACCCGGUCCGAUUCACCUCGGCACCCAGUUCAAUGGACCGCUCCACCGUCAGGGCUCUGUCGCUGUAGCGUACUCGGACGAUGCUGCUCCCGAACAGAAUGGUCCACCACAAUGCUUGUGA
Messenger RNA from Monosiga brevicollis MX1, 867 nucleotides. RefSeq lists its product as uncharacterized. Lineage: Eukaryota; Choanoflagellata; Craspedida; Salpingoecidae. The record is from RefSeq and is a predicted model, not a curated record. Bases 1 to 867 code for a protein of 288 amino acids. The transcript has 4 exons.